AUGGACGACGAGACUGCCGAAAUUGAACUUCUCGAGCAAAACCUGAACAAGACACGGCAGAUAUCUCAGCGAAUGACUUCGAUUCUCUCCAGCUUCGAUACAAGGCUCGUCAAGCUUGAGAAGACCAUCUUGCCGCUCUACAACUCGACACAGGUUCUGACCCGUAGAGCCAACAAUAUUGAGGCUGCGUUACAGAAGAUCGACGAAGUCGCAAGUAAUCAAGAGGGUAUUGCGGCUGAGGAAGCACUGAUUCUGCGCGGUCCUCAACCCGGCCAACUAGAAGCCUACACAGAUGUUUUAGAGCGUCUCAACGCGGGUAUCGCUUUCAAGUCUCUUGACAGGGACGUCCGAGACACCGCGCGACUCGUAGAGACCGGGGCCAAGAAGCUCACCCAGCUGUAUACGAAGAUCGUCGCAGAAGGAUCGUCUGGGGCACCGCCGAACGGACCAGACUUCGAGCUCUCGCCGUUCCCGCCGUCCCUCAAACCCAGCCUUGUCCCCGUCGUCACCUUCCUGCGCCGGCUUCCCCUUCCUGCAACUCACCCGUCACAUCCUGCUGCGCCUGCUAUUCAGUCAACUCUGAGGGAGGCCCAAAAAGGAUACGCGGAUAUGCGCGGGUCGUGGGGCAAGAAGUGCCUGGAGAACUACGCCCGGCGUGUGGUGGAUCGGGCAGAGACCAUAGACGGCGUCGCUUCAGGCAGAGAGUUCGGGGCUUGGGUAGCGAACCUGUUGUCUGUUGCGGAGGAAGAGUACGAACUCCUGUUGGAACUUGCGCCUCUGUCGACACAAUCGCUUCUCACCACAACGUUCACAGCCCUUAUCGCCCCUCUCAUCAGCCUCUUCACGACGACCCUUUCCUCGCUGGGUGCGCUGAUCAAACGUUCUCUGCACAAAUACACCUUCCUGGCACUUUCUGCGUACGCCAGCCUGUCGUCGCUGCAAGCCCAAUGGGACGACAUCAUGUGCAAGCGGUCGGGGCGGAAGGAGAACGAGCUCAAGGACGGCUUGCAUUCUAUACGCGCUGCGUGCCUGCGCAGCUUUCCAGAGUUCUUGGCUGACCUGCGUGCCGCCGCUCUGGGCAGGGGCGGCGAGCUCAGCACCGGAUUGGCCGACUUCACGCAUUCGAUGGUACAAUACGUCGAGCGGUUACCAGAGGUCAGGGAAGCUGUAGCGACGGCCUUGUUGACUUUGGGAGAUGGUAACUGGAAAAUGGGCGAAGGCGUGCAAGUGGGCAAGGCGCCAAAGACGGCUGAGGUCGACGGACGGACUGUGCUUGAGCACUAUACAUUCGAUGUGGUGAAUACUGUCCUUGGCAGCAUCACAACACUAUCGCGGACGAACAAGCGGCCAGCAUUCGGCUCCAUCUUCUUGCUGAACAACGUCUCUUACAUCAGGACCAAGCUCCUCAUCCAGCCACACUCGGACGUAUCAUCGUUGCUGUCGAAGCCGACGCAAGACGUGCUGCAGUCGACGUUCCGCACCGCCAAAGCGGCCUACUUCGACUCCAACUUCUCGCCGCUGAUGCAGACGCUGCUCGAGGACAAGGACCGGAGCAAGAGCGCGACGAAGGAGAAGUUCACGCGCUUCUUUGACACGCUCGAGGAGGUCGCGGAGCGGCACCGGCUCGCGCGCGUGCUGCAGGACGACCGUGAGAGCAGGGAGACGAUCAAGGAGGAGGCCGUCAAGCUCGUCGUGCCAUCGCUGCAGCGGUUCACUCAGAGGCAAGGAAAGGAGUUCAGCAAAAAUCCUCAGAAGUACAUCAAGAUGUCUGCCGAAGAGGUCGAAAACCUCAUUCGUAGCUUUUACACGAGCGGAGACGGUGGCAGCAGGCAGCUGCCUGUCGCGGAGCAGGCACAGAAUAAUCUGCUCAUCCAAGCAGGAUGGAGUCGUUAA
Molecule: messenger RNA, 1893 nt
Organism: Phanerochaete carnosa HHB-10118-sp
Lineage: Eukaryota; Fungi; Basidiomycota; Agaricomycetes; Polyporales; Phanerochaetaceae
Exons: 10
Coding region: 1-1893 (630 amino acids)
Biological process (GO): exocytosis
Cellular component (GO): exocyst
Molecular function (GO): phosphatidylinositol-4,5-bisphosphate binding
Source: RefSeq, a predicted model, not a curated record